Hymenoscyphus albidus is the source of this 5554-nucleotide messenger RNA. The record is from the annotation of a GenBank genome assembly. NCBI's taxonomy places the organism in Eukaryota, Fungi, Ascomycota, Leotiomycetes, Helotiales, Helotiaceae.
GUGAAGGUCAAAAAAACGACGCUGUUUUAGCCCAUGCCCUGAUAAGAAAAUCGCAAGAGAAAAAUUUCUUAUCGCUCUUUACUUUCUGCAGCUACUCGAGUAUUGCCCAUCAGCUAUCCUCAUCCUCAUCCCACCACAACCAACCUUAACCACCAAUCUGCGGAUACGACCAUUACCAGCAUUCUCUGGGUCACCAUCUAUUUCGCUUACUCUCCCCUUAUUGAGCUGUCGAUGAACAAAACUACACAAAAUGAACAUUUCGCAGCCGGUCGCGUCUGCCAUUGGCAGCGUGGACUUUGCAUUUCUCACACAGGCGGAAAUCAGGGCGCUGUCUGUGAAGCGCAUUGAGAAUCCCCAGACCUACGAUACCCUCAACCAUCCAAUUCCUGGUGGUCUAUACGAUCCAGCUUUGGGCGCAUCAGGGGACCUCUUGUAUGUUGGAACUUACCCCCGUGUAUAGAAUCGCAAUCGCCCGUGCUAACCAGCAAUGCAGCUGCUCGACAUGUAACCUGAAAGACAAACUCUGUCCGGGCCAUUGUGGUCAUAUCGACCUCGUCACACCAGUCUACCAUCCUACCUUUAUGACCCAGAUGCUGAGAUUACUACGAGCAAAAUGCCACUUUUGCGAUCGUCUCAGAUUAUCACAGAAAGAAGUCAACCGAUACAUGUGUAAACUCCGACUGAUACAACACGGACUAUUGGGUCCUGCCGAGGAUGUGGACCGCAUUGAAUAUUCAAAAAGCGACGAAGAGGAUGGUGAGAAGAGUAGUAGCAGCGAUGCCGUCGAUCGGACUAUGCGAGAGCGAAAUAAAUUCGUGAAAAGGACUAUCAAAGCAGCGAAGGAUGCUCCAUGGGACUGGCAACUGGAGAAAAACGAGGCCGUGGCCGAAGCGCGUCGGGUGGUCAUCAAAGAUUUCAUGAGAUCAAUUACUUUGGGUAGAAACUGCGCCAGUUGCAAGGCUGUCUCUCCGACCUAUCGAAAAGACAAGUUUGUCAAGAUUUUCGAGAAGGAGUUAAGUCCCAAGGAAAAUGCCAAAAACUCUCUCAACAAUUCGCGCGCGAAGGAUGCCGUCCUUGUCUUGAGGGAGAGGGAUAAGGCCCACCAAAAACCAGAGGGUGACUUUGACGAAGGAAUCGCAGAUAUCGAUUUGGCAUCCAAUGAAUCGAAUGACGAUGACGAGGGCGACGGGGAGGACCUAGAUGCUGAUAGGGAUGUAGUUAUGGAUCAGACCACAACUUCCAAAUCCAAUGUCGCCCCUAAGGUACAGAAAUAUUUGAAUCCGUCUGUAGUAAAGGCACGGCUGGAAUUGCUGUUUGAGAAUGAGCAGGAAAUCUUUUCCUUGAUCUACAACUCACGCUCAACUGCUAAAAAAGCCACAAAAGUAUCAGCAAAUAUGUUUUUCAUCGAAACCCUAUUGGUUCCUCCAAACGGAUAUCGACCUGACGCCAAAACCGGAGACAGUGAAGUUACAGAGGCACAACAAAACAAACUCUACCAAAAUAUCCUGACGAAUUGUCAAUUAAUCCAACAAAUCUUUCGUGAAAUAGGACACCCAGACGAGGUCACCAAAUACCGCCCCAGGGAUUUCACCGACCUUCAAGAGGCUUGGACACAACUUCAACAUGCCGUAAAUUCUUUAAUCGAUCGGGAUCGAAACCCUAUCACGGGCGCUGCGGGCAAGAAGAAUGAAGAUGGGAUUAAGCAGAAAUUGGAAAAAAAGGAGGGAUUGUUCAGAAAGAACAUGAUGGGAAAGCGAGUCAACUUUGCUGCUCGUAGUGUCAUCUCCCCCGAUCCAAACAUCGAAACCAACGAGAUUGGUGUACCGCCAGUAUUUGCGGAAAAGCUGACUUAUCCGGAGCCAGUUACAAGUCACAAUUUCAAGGACAUGCAACAAGCUGUGAUCAAUGGCCCGACAAAGUGGCCUGGAGCCUCAGCAGUUGAGAAUGAACACGGACAGGUUAUCAGUUUAACGACCAAGACAGCAGAUGAAAGGUUAGCAAUUGCAAAUCAAUUGCUAGCGCCAACCAACAGUAGAUCAACCGGAGCGCGGAAUAAGAAGGUCCACCGUCACCUCACUAAUGGCGAUGUGGUUUUGAUGAAUCGACAACCGACUCUUCACAAGCCCUCUAUGAUGGGACAUCGUGUCAGAGUUCUGCCAGGCGAAAAGACUCUUCGUAUGCACUAUGCAAACUGUAACACUUACAACGCGGAUUUCGAUGGAGAUGAGAUGAACAUGCAUUUCCCUCAGAAUGAAAUUGCAAGAGCCGAAGCUUUACAAAUUGCGGAUACCGAUCAUCAAUAUCUGGCUGCUACUUCAGGGAAGCCUUUGAGAGGUCUCAUUCAAGAUCACAUUUCUGUCUCGGUUUGGAUGUGUAGUAGAGAUACGUUUUUCGAUCGUGGGACUUACCAACAGCUUGUGUACAACGCCUUGCGGCCCGAGGAUGGACACAUCGUUGGUGAGCGCAUUGAAACAGUUACGCCGGCCAUCAUCAAGCCAGUGCCGCUCUGGACAGGAAAGCAAGUCAUUACUACAAUCCUCAAGAACAUCAAACCUCUGGAAUGCUCUCCAUUAUACCUCACGGGCAAGUCCCAAGUGCCAAAGGAUCGAUGGGGCUCCGAUUCAGAAGAAGGUGUUGUCCUUUUCAAGGAUGGAGAGUUCGUCACAGGUAUUCUUGACAAAGCCCAGAUUGGUCCCAGUGGUGGCGGAUUGGUCCAUUCUAUUCACGAAGUAUAUGGCGCAACUGCCGCUGGAAAAAUGCUGAGUACUCUCGGCCGACUUCUCACAAAGUUCCUGCAUAUGAGAGCUUUCACUUGUGGUAUGGAUGAUCUGCGGCUUACUCCUGAGGGUGAGCAGAUUCGAAAAGAAAAACUGGAGGAGGCUCAACAUAUCGGGUUGGAGGUUGCCUCGAAAUAUGUCAGUUUACAGGAUCAGAAUCCAACUGAUACUGACCCCGAAUUGAUGAACCGGAUGGAAGAUGUGUUGAGAGAUGACAGCAAACAAGGCGGUCUAGAUAUCAUGAUGAAUGCCCGCUCUGGAACUUUGUCUGGUGGUAUCACAAAAGCCUGUCUUCCGGUCGGUCUGGUCAAGCAAUUUCCAAAGAAUCAAAUGCAAAACAUGACAGUUUCUGGUGCCAAGGGAAGUGGAGUCAACGCAAAUCUCAUUUCUUGUAACCUGGGUCAACAAGUUUUGGAGGGUCGUCGUGUACCAAUUAUGGUCAGUGGUAAAACUCUUCCAUGUUUCAGACCAUACGAGACCAAUAUCCGGGCUGGUGGAUAUAUCGUGAAUCGUUUCUUUUCAGGUAUUCGUCCUCAGGAGUACUAUUUCCACGCAAUGGCCGGAAGAGAAGGUUUGAUCGAUACCGCCGUCAAGACCUCCAGAUCCGGCUAUCUGCAGAGAUGUCUCAUCAAGGGGAUGGAGGGUUUGAAAGUUGAGUAUGACACAUCUGUCAGAGAUUCUGAUGGGUCCAUGGUGCAGUUCCUGUACGGUGAGGAUGGCUUGGAUGUGACGAAGCAGAUGCAUCUAACAAACUUCAAAUUCCUUCUUGAGAACCUGAUCUCCGAGCUUGCUCAGCUUAACUAUGGCGACCCAAAUUACGACAAAAUUUUCGAAGAGAAAGAAGCCAUAUUGAAGCAAAUGAAAAAGGCCCUGAAGCACGCCAAGGUCAACGACGUGAAUGGCCCUGAGCCAAUCCUCGCACGUUACAACCCUGGAAAGUCUGGUUAUGCAACCUCGGAAAAGUUCUUCGAUGCUCUCACAGACUACUUGAAGACGAAUCCUGACGGACUGGUAAGAGACAAGGAGCACAAAUCAGGUGUAGGAGUCCGAAAAGCACUAGAGACUGUGUUGGCUGCAAAAUAUCUCAGAUCCGUCGUUGAUCCUGGUGAGGCUGUUGGAAUCGUUGCCGGUCAAUCUGUCGGAGAACCGUCCACGCAAAUGACCCUAAACACUUUCCACUUGGCUGGUCACUCGACAAAGAACGUAACCUUGGGUAUUCCUCGUUUGCGAGAAAUUGUUAUGACAGCGAGUGCUAAAAUAGCUACCCCAUCCAUGACGGUGCGCUUAAAUCCAGAGAUGAACGAGGAACAAGGUGAGAAGUUCGCGAAGGGCAUCAGUGUAUUGUCUUUGGGUGAAGUUCUGGACGAAGCGAUAGUGAAGGAACGUGUUGGUCCUGGUGUGGCCCAUGCAACGGCCAGAACCUAUGAGAUACAUAUUAGACUUUUUCCUUCCAAGGAGUACUGCGAGACUUAUGCCAUCCAAGUCGCCGAUGUUGUCGAUACUUUGGAGAGAAAAUUCGCACCCAAGUUGCAAGCUCUCACAAACAAAGCAAUGGGUAGAAAGAAGGAAGAGAAGAAGAACAAGAACGCUGGCGUACCCGAGAUUGGUGUAUCUUCAGGACGCAUCGAGGAGGCUGCGCCAACCAGUCGAGGUUCGGUGGAGAGAGACGAUGAAGAUGACGAUGACGCAGAAGAGGAUGAUGCCAAGAAGACAGCUCAGGCAUCAACAAAUCGUGGAGAGGGUGUAAGCUAUGCCGCAAACGAUGAUGAUGAUGAUCGAGUACAGGCCGAGACGCUGAGGGAUGCUGAGCAAGAAGAUGCCGAUGUUCCAGAUAUUGAGGAUGAGGGCAUCGGUGAUAGUCCGCGUGAACCUGCCAGCGAUGAUGAGGAAGAGGAGUUAAAGAGCAAACCGGUCACCGGAACAUCUGCUGAACGCCAGGAACGAGUUAUGGGUAAAUGUUCAGACGUUGUGCAUUUCCAAUUCGAUGAGGAAAAGGGCGAAUGGUGUGAUAUUACUCUUGAAUAUGGUGCUGAUGCCCCUAAAAUUUUGAUGAUGACCGUCGUUGAGGCUGCUCUACGCCAGUGUCUCAUUCAGCAGAUUCCCGGCCUUGGGGCCUGUACAUAUGUCCCUGAUGGAGAAGUAGACGACUUAGCAACAGGCAAAAAGGUCACCGUUCCAGUUGUGCAUACGGCAGGUGUCAACCUGAAGGCCAUGCAAUCAUAUGCUGAGUAUCUCAACCCUAAUACCAUCUCUACCAACGACAUCGCAGCAAUGCUCAACAAUUAUGGUGUGGAAGCAUGUCGCGCAACCAUUAUCCAAGAACUUUCUGGUGUUUUCGGUGGUCACGGUAUCAGUGUUGAUAACAGGCACUUGAACUUGAUUGCUGAUUUCAUGACAAGAGGUGGAGGGUUCAGUCCCUUCAAUCGAAAUGGAUUGAGAGGGAGUGUUAGUCCUUUCAUGAAGAUGAGUUUCGAAACUACGGUUGGAUUCUUGGCGGAUGCGGUCACGGAUGGGGAUUGGGACGACCUUUCGAAUCCAAGUUCCAGAAUUGUGGUUGGACGAAUGAGUAAGGUUGGAACCGGUGCCUUUGAUGUUUUGACCCAGGUCCCAGCCAGGAAGGAGGAUGAGAUUAAGAACGUUGAGGAGAUGGGGUUAUGAUUUUGAUAAGCCUGGACUUGCUUUGUUUGCGUAGGUAGCGGUGUCUUGGGCGUUUUGAUGUUUUCUUGCAUGUAUAAUAUGGUGGCAUGCAAAAUCAUAUAAAUGAUAUUUGAACUUGG